Molecule: messenger RNA, 1397 nt
Organism: Phyllostomus hastatus (greater spear-nosed bat)
Lineage: Eukaryota; Metazoa; Chordata; Mammalia; Chiroptera; Phyllostomidae
Gene: CUNH11orf52
Product: chromosome unknown C11orf52 homolog
Exons: 5
Coding region: 300-698 (132 amino acids)
Cellular component (GO): extracellular exosome
Source: RefSeq, a predicted model, not a curated record
AGGUUUCUUUUCACUGAAGCUUGAAGCUCAAAGUCCGUGGCUUCAUCAAAGCAGCUCCAAAUCCCCAAGGUGAGAUAAUUCUCACCUGGAGCCUGUGUGUAUUCCUCUACGCUUUGGCUGGGAGCAGUCACCUGGGAAUCAUUCCAGCAGGUGGCUUCCAAAGUCCAACCUGCUGGGUUGAAAUCUGACACUGACAGAGACUCUCUGGGAGCUGCUACUGAAAGCUAAACCAGGAACCAGGAAAUGCUUGAGCCUCUUUAGGUAGAAAAACAGCUGGGCUCCCUCCGAGACAGAGCGCCAUGGGAAACCGGCUCUGCUGUGGGAAAAGCUGUCCAGAAGCUGAGGCUCAGAGCAGUUGUCUGAGGUCACAUGGCUGGAGCUGCCCAACAAUUUUCCAGAGGAAAAAGAAAAUGGGGAGUCAACCAAGAUGGACACUGAAUCAGCAACAGCAGCAGAAGCAGAAUGGCACACAGGGACAUGACACAACACAAUAUACGUGUGAACCGGUAUUGGAGCAGCCUGUGUCUCAGGAGAGGAGCCAAGGCCCCAGGUCAGAGGACAGCAGCUUACAUUACGCAGUCAUUCAAGUGUGCAGCCAUACUCAGCCACGCUCUGCCAAGGAGGUGAAGCACCUACAACUAGAAAAUGCGACAGAGUAUGCCACCCUGUCCUUCCCCCCAGGCCACACCCUGCUAUGACAGCAAGAAUGGGACCCUAGUGUGAGCCUUGGGGAGGAAGGACUGGUUUCCAUCAUUUCACCACUACUCUUGUGGGAGAAUCUACUGCUUCUCCCACAUUUCUGCAUUUCUGGCAGCCCAGAAAUGGUGACCACAUUUUAAACUUAAAGAAUUCAGGAGCCCCUGAAAUUGUGUGUCCCCAAUCUUGCUCUCUCUCCUAUGCCUAUUUCUUGUUUGCCACCGAUAGCUUCCAGUUAUAUUUGGGUUAGUCAAGAGUGAAUGGAGUUGCACAAAAUAAGGGGGCUAGGUUGAAUGUGCAGGAAAGUAAGUUUUGAGCCCCACCUUUGCUCCUGGCUUUCAAGAAAAGUGCAGAAAAAAACAGGUCAGCCCUUCAGAACUUGAGCUGAUCAUGCUGAACUUAAUUUAAUGGUAUCCUUUUUACAUACCUGAAACUCCAAAGCCGAAGAAGAGGUGCUCUGAAAAAGCAUUCUGGGCUUUUGUACACAGCCCCCAGUCCUGGCUCGGGUCAUUUCCUCAGUGGCUGGGUCAAAGGUCAUUGACCUAAACAGACAAAUAAGGUCAAAGGCUGAGGCAUGGAGGAAGCAUUUUCUGACCUUCCGUUACAAAGACUUCAAGUCACUGGCACUGACAGCACUACGUGGAUAGACUGUUGGCUCUCGAUAGUGCUGAGCCUCUAGGAACAAUAAAUUGAGUACAGAA